This is a messenger RNA of Venustampulla echinocandica, 1557 nucleotides long. Its product is annotated as Carboxylic ester hydrolase. The record is from RefSeq and is a predicted model, not a curated record. Lineage: Eukaryota; Fungi; Ascomycota; Leotiomycetes; Helotiales; Pleuroascaceae. Bases 1 to 1557 code for a protein of 518 amino acids. The transcript has 3 exons.
AUGAAGCUCUGUGAAGCUCUCCUCCCCGGCAUUCUCUGUCUCUCCCCUCCAACAAGCUGCACGCCGUUGGCCGACGAUCAAAAGCACUGGGUCAUUGGGCAAACCGUCCGCACCCAAAGCGGCCCCGUCUCAGGGCAUGCCGCCUCCUCCGCCCAAAACGUAUCCACCUACCUCGGGAUCCCCUACGCCCAACCCCCCCUCGGGAAUCUGCGCUUUGCACCUCCAAAGCCCUAUCACAGCCAUCAACACAUCGACGGCUCUCAAUUCGGCCACUCCUGUCCCCAAGCCAACGUCUUCGGCGGCGCCACCCCGCCAGACACACAUGGCAAGAACCUUACCGCCUCCGGGCGCGCCGCCCUCGACGAUCUGCUGCAAGGCUAUCCCGGCUCGAGCGAAGACUGCCUCACGCUGAAUGUCUGGACGAAGCCACAGUUUGGGGAGCAGGGCAAGGCGGUGCUGCUCUGGAUUUACGGCGGGGGAGAUACCAUCGGGUCGUCCUCGAAUCCGAUUUACGAUGGCCAGUAUAUCGCGGACCAGGAAGACGUUAUUGUUGUGACUAUCAACUACCGCAUCAACAUCUUUGGCUUCCCCUCUGCCCCGGGCUACCCCACCAACCUCGGCCUGCUCGACCAACGCCUCGCCAUCGAAUGGGUGCAUUCCAACAUCCGCUCCUUCGGCGGCGACCCGUCCCGCAUCACCCUCUUCGGGCAAUCCGCGGGCGGCGGCGCCAUCGACCUCUACUCCUUUGCCUAUCCCUCGUCGCCCCUCGUCGCCGGUUUGAUCAUGCAAUCCGGAACCACCGGGCUCGGGGCCUUCACCGCGGAGACUGCUGCCGAAAGCUGGUAUACCGUCACCUCCACCCUCGGCUGCGGUGACAACACCACCUCCGCCGCGACCCAGAUGAAGUGUAUGCGCUCCAAAGACACCGCCGCCAUCACCGCCGCCAUCCCCCUCAUCAACCAGCCGUACGGCUCCGCCUUCUUCUGGCCCACCAUCGACGAGGUGACCGUCUUCUCCGACUACCCCGCCCGUCUCGCCGCCGGCACCUUCGCCAAACUGCCCCUGCUUAUCGGGAGCACCGACUACGAAGCGGGAUACCACCGGACGAUGGGCGCGGUCUUCAACCAGUACCUCCCCGACGCCGCCUGGGAGGGCUUCAACUUAUACACCUUCACGUGCCCCGCGGGCGCACGCGCCAACGCCAGCGUCGCCGCACACCAGCCGACGUAUCGCUACCGGUACUUUGGGGAUUUCCCGGAGCUGGCGCUCACCACCGAGCCGCCGAGCAGAGCGUACCACGCCAGUGAGGUGCUGCCUCUUUUCGAUACGGUGGCCGCCAUGUCGAAUGGAGCGGAGGUGGGAGGGGAUCUGGUGCGGAUGGGGAUUUAUCUCCGGGGCGCGUGGGGGAUGUUUGCGAGGGACCCGGCGGAGGGGUUGACGAAGUAUGGGUGGCCGCGGUACGGCCCGGAGCGCGAGACGCUGGUGAGGUUGGGGUGGAAGAAUGGGGUUGGCCCGAAUGUGGGGGCGCAGGGCCCGUAUGAUGUGGGGUGUCCUUGA